UCGUUUCGACGGUCACAUUGAGCACCGCGUGCAGUGAAUUUUUUGGCUCGCAGCACAGAAAAAAAGCAGCUGAAAGCUGGAAAAAAGCAGCAGAAUACGCCGUGCCGAAAUAAUAGAAACGCGCGCUCGCCAUACAGACGAUUGUCAAACGUUUGCUGUUUUUCAUUUUGGGGCCCCGAAUCCGGAAUAUGAGUGAUACGCGCGAGCAGAUUCUGGAGCAAAUCAAAGUGCAAGGCGAUCUCGUCCGUCAAUUGAAAGCAGCGAAGGAGUCGAAGGAGAAGGUUUGAAAAGUUGCAAAAGAAAGUUGUUGCAAAAGAGAAAAAUAUAAUUAAGAAAGCAAAAACAAAAACACAUGUUGCGUUCAAUUGGCCGCCAGUGGCGCUGUAGUGCUGCGUUUCAGUGUGCAACGUUCCAGACGGCGCCCUCUGGCGGCGGGCGCCUCAACUCGUCCGGCGUUCCAGCCCAACAACAGCAACAACAACAGCCACAAAAACAACAACAAGCACAAGAACAACAACAACAAGAACAACUGCAUCAGAUCGAUGAGGAAGUCUCCCGCCUGCUGGCCCUCAAGGCCAAACUGGGCGGAGAUGCCCCGCCCGCCAAUCAAAAGUUCACGCUGAAAACGCCCAAGGGCACCAGGGACUAUGGUCCCCAGCAGAUGACCUUGCGCCAAGGUGUCCUGGACAAGAUCGUUCAGGUGUUCAAGCGCCACGGCGGCGAGGCCAUCGAUACGCCCGUUUUCGAACUAAAGGAAGUGCUCACUGGCAAGUACGGCGAGGACUCAAAGCUGAUCUAUGACCUUAAGGACCAGGGCGGUGAGAUCCUCUCGAUGCGUUACGACUUGACCGUACCGCUGGCCCGUUAUCUGGCGAUGAACAAGAUCUCGAGCAUCAAGCGCUACCACAUCGCCAAGGUCUAUCGACGCGACAAUCCGGCGAUGACGAAGGGUCGCUAUCGCGAGUUCUACCAGUGCGACUUCGACAUCGCCGGCACCUACGAUCCCAUGCUGGCGGAUGCCGAGUGCGUCAAGAUCGUGUCAGAGAUCCUGGACACCCUGGACAUUGGGGAUUAUGUGAUAAAGCUCAAUCACCGCCAACUGCUGGACGGCAUGUUCCAGGCGUGUGGAGUGCCGGCGGACAGCUUCCGCACCAUUUGCUCGGCGGUGGACAAGUUAGACAAGUCCCCCUGGGCGGAUGUGCGCAAGGAGAUGGUAGAGGAGAAGGGCCUGGACGAGGCGGCCGCGGAUCGAAUUGGGGAGUACGUGCGACUGAGUGGCGGUGCCGAGCUGGUGGAACAGCUGCUGGCCGACGAGAAGCUGAAGGCUGUGCCCAAUGCGGUCAAGGGGCUCGAAGGCAUGCAGCUGCUGCUCAAGUACUGCUCCAUUUUCGGACUGGAGAAGCGCGUUAGCUUCGAUUUGAGCUUGGCCCGUGGGCUGGACUACUACACCGGUGUGAUCUACGAGGGUGUGCUCAAGGGAGAGUCCGCCUCCGUGGCCUCGCCGGCGAAGACAUCACAGCAGAACGGAGAGCAGGCGAGCAAUGAGCCGGCCACCGUGGGAUCCGUUGCAGGAGGAGGUCGCUACGACAAUCUCGUUGGCAUGUUCGAUCCGCGUGGCAAGGCUGUUCCCUGUGUGGGCGUCUCCAUUGGCGUGGAGCGCAUCUUCUCGGUUCUCGAGGCGCGGGCUGCAUCCAGUGGUUUGAAGCUGCGCACCAGCGACGUGGAGGUUUACGUGGCCUCCGCCCACAAGGGAUUGCACGAGCAGCGACUGAAGGUUUUGAAUCUGCUGUGGGAUGCGGGCGUUAAGGCGGAGCACUCUUACAAGCUGAACCCGAAGCUGCUGGUGCAGCUGCAGCACUGCGAGGAGCACCAGAUACCCCUGGUGGUGGUUCUGGGCGAUGCGGAGCUGGCACAGGGAUUGGUGAAGCUGCGCGAGGUGACCACGCGCCAGGAGGCCAACGUUAAGCUGGAGGAUUUGGCCACCGAAAUCCGGCGACGGCAGCAGGCCGCCUAGGCUGUUCAACUUAUACAUUAUUUUUUUUUUGGCACUGAUAUUAGCAACAGAUUACCGCUCCCGCUCCUAAUUUAUGAACCAUCCAGCAUCAAGCAUAUAUUUUUUGUUUCCUAUUUUGUACGUUUUGUAUUUAUGGUGUCCUGGCCGGAGGCGCCGUGUGCUACUAUGCUUAGGACUACAGUGUAACCAUAGGAAUAAGUGCGGACAACUUAUACCAAAAUGAACGCUAAAAAGAAACAAAUAAACGCUAAAGCGACUCGCAUUUAAGCCGGAA
This is a messenger RNA of Drosophila ficusphila, 2288 nucleotides long. RefSeq names its product histidine--tRNA ligase, cytoplasmic (gene HisRS). Gene Ontology annotation, cellular component: cytoplasm; mitochondrion. Gene Ontology annotation, biological process: histidyl-tRNA aminoacylation; mitochondrial translation. Lineage: Eukaryota; Metazoa; Arthropoda; Insecta; Diptera; Drosophilidae. The record is from RefSeq and is a predicted model, not a curated record. The coding region runs from base 353 to 2014 and encodes 553 amino acids. Gene Ontology annotation, molecular function: histidine-tRNA ligase activity; ATP binding. The transcript has 6 exons.